This is a messenger RNA of Eucalyptus grandis, 4430 nucleotides long. Its product is annotated as disease resistance protein RUN1-like. Gene Ontology annotation, molecular function: ADP binding. The record is from RefSeq and is a predicted model, not a curated record. The transcript has 6 exons. Bases 2147 to 3220 code for a protein of 357 amino acids. NCBI's taxonomy places the organism in Eukaryota, Viridiplantae, Streptophyta, Magnoliopsida, Myrtales, Myrtaceae. Gene Ontology annotation, biological process: defense response.
GGAAUCAUUUCGAUAUCCUUCGCACUUGAGAGUCCGACUUCGGAGGAGAAACUACGGGCAGAGUCAGUCGGGGCAAAGAAGAAAUGCGUCGUCUCGUUCUUAGCAACCCUUUCGUGGCGGUUGUCGCACCGAUCCUUCUCGGUGUGCUGGCGCACAAGGUUCUGAGUAAGAGGAGAGCAAGUGCGCUAAGAGACGCGGAUGAUCAGCAUCCUGGUACGCCUAGUCCUCCGAUCCAGCCGAGUGAAAAUGACUACGACGUGUUCUUAAACUUUCGAGGCAGAGAUACUAGAGAGCGCUUUGUCGACCACCUCUACUGUGGCCUCGUCAAUGCCGGGAUCUGUGUCUUCAGGGACGAUGCUGAGCUCCUCAAAGGCGAGGAUUUGAGCUCAAAUCUUCAGGAAGCCCUUGAGAACAGUAAGAUUUUCAUCCCGAUUAUCUCUGAGAAUUAUGCUUCUAGUAAAUGGUGCCUUGAUGAACUGGUUCGCAUGAUGGAGUGCCAAAAACACUUGGGGCGGUUAGUGUUGUCCAUAUUCUACAAAGUGGAACCUGCAGAUGUGCGAUAUCAAACGGGUCAUUUUGGACAGGCAUUUCAUCGUUCUCAUGGGUGUUUAGCCCAAAAGGUGGUUGUGCACAAAUGGAAGCAAGCUCUUGGAGAAGUCAGUUCCUUAUGAGGAUGGGAAGUUGCUAAUGGGAGUGAAGGAGAAUUGGUAGAAUUGGUUGUGCACAAAGUUUUGAAAGAGUUGAAGAAAGCGGUGGAGUUCGUUGUUAGUGAUUAUCUGGUUGGCAUUGACAGUUCUGUGGAGGAGGUUAUGGAAUUGGUAAAUAAGAAUGCCAGUGCUACCUUGCGUGUGGGAAUUUAUGGAAUUGGGGGAAUUGGUAAGAUGACUCUUGCCAAAAUCAUAUACAACAAGUUGUCCAAUCAAUUUGUGCAUCGUAGCUUCAUUGCAGACAUCAGGGAAUCAUGUAAUUGUAAUGGUAUUAAUUACUUGCAAAAUCAAUUAAUCUUUGAUAUGCAGAAAGAGAAAAUUCAAUUUUGUAAUAGCGACGAAGGAAUCAAGUACAUAUCAUCUAGGUUAAAAGAUAAGAAAGUUCUCAUUAUUCUUGAUGAUGUGGAUACUGCUAAUCAGUUAGAGGCUUUGGUUGGAAAUCCUGUUUGGUUUGCGUCAGGAAGUAGGAUUUUUGUUACCGCUAGAAAUGAGAGUGUUCUUGAUAGGACCGGAGUGGACAUCAAGUACGAGCAUAAGCAAAUGGAUGAGGAGCAAUCUCUUAUCCUAUUUUCUAGACAUGCAUUUCAAAGAGACUAUCCUCCAAGUGAAAUUUUAGCUCUCUCUCGUUGUGUGUUAUCUACAACGGGGGGAAUUCCCUUGGCUAUUGAGGUUGCAGGUUCAUUUUUGCGUGAUAAACCAUCACCAAUUUGGGAAGAAACAAUACAGAAGAUGCAAAAUAUACCUUCCAUGGACAGUGCAAGCAAGGUCGAGGAUAAUUGAUGUAGAAGUGAAGGAGGAUCGAAGAAAUGUGGAAGAUGCGAAUCUUGCCACGUAUGGUCCUUCCAUACUGCCAAGUGAAAAUGAUUAUGAAGUGUUCUUGAGUUUUAGAGGUGUAGAUACUCGAAGAGAUUUCACUGACUAUCUCUACAAUAGCCUCAUCGAUGCUGGAAUCCGUGUCUUGAGGGAUGAUGAUGAGCUCCCCGUAGGUGAGAGAUUGAGCGAAGAACUUAUGCAAGUCAUUAGGAACAUCAACAUUUUGAUCCCAAUUAUCUCUGUAAAUUAUGCUUCUAGCAAAUGGUGUCUUGAUGAACUGCAGGAAAUGCUUAGGGCACCUAGUGUUCCCUAUAUUUUACCAAGUGGAACCUGCGGAUGUCCAAGGUCAAAAGGGUCGUUUUGGAGAAGCAUUUCAUUAUUCCGGAAGGUGUUUCGAUCCAGAGUCUACGGAGGAAUGGAAGCAAGCGCUGAUAGAAGUCAGCUCCUUACGAGGAUGGCAGUUUGCUAAUGGGUCUAUAGGAGAAUUGGUAAGAUCAGUUGUGCAAUAUGUUUUGAACGAGUUGAAGAAAGUGGUGGAGUUGGAAUUUUUCUAAGAAUUUGGUUGGAAUUGAUAGUCAUGUGGAGGAGGUUAUGAAAUUAAUAAAUAAUAGUUCUGGUGCUACCUUAUGUGUGGGAAUUUAUGGAAUGGGGGCAUCGGUAAGAUGACUCUUGUUAAAGUCAUCUACAACAAGCUAUUGAAUCAAUUUGAGCAUUGUAGCUUCGUUGUAGACAUCCAUGCAUCAUGCAAUCGCAAUGGUAUUAGUUACUUGCAGAAUCAAUUAAUCCGUGAUAUAUUGCGAAGAAAUAUUCUAUUGCAUAACACAGAUCACAGAAUCCGCAUCAUCUCAUCUGAGCUUAAAGAUAAGAAAGUCCUCAUUAUUUUAGAUGAUGUGGAUACUGCUGAUCAAUUAGUGCCUUUGACUGGAAAUCCUAACUGGUUUGCAUUAGGAAGUAGGAUCUUUGUUACCACUAGAGAUAAGAGUGUUCUUAAUAGGGCUAGAGUGGACAUCAAGUAUGAGCUUAAGGAAAUGGAGAAAGAGAAAUCUCUAAUCCUAUUUUCUAGACAUGCAUUUCGAAGUGACUCUCCUCCUAGAGAGUUUUCAGCUCUCACUCGUCUUGUGGUAUCUAUAAUGGGAGGGCUUCCCUUAACUCUCAAGGUUAUAGGUUCAUUUUUGUACGGAAAACCACCAAAAAUAUGGCAAGAAACGAUAGAUAAGAUGCAAGAAAUGCCUCAAAAGGAAGUGCUAGAAAAGUUGAUGAUAAGUUAUGAAGGAUUGGAGGAGGAUCAAAGGCAAAUGUUCCUGGAUAUUGCUUGUUUUCUAAUUGGGAGUGAUGCAAGAGUUGCGUACCACAUGUGGGAUGCUUGUGGCUUUUCUGUGGAGGAAGGAAUUGGAGUACUGAGAUUUCUGUCGUUCAUAAGUAUUGGGAAUAAUCAUGAGCUCAUAAUGCAUGAUCAAAUGAGAAUUCUUGGUAGGGAAAUUGUGCGUGCAGAAAACUACCACAAACCUCAUGAAUGUAGUAGAUUGUGGGAUUACGAGGAAGCCUUGGAAGUGCUAGAGAGCAAAAAGGGAACUAGAAGGAUUCAAGCCAUUUGUCUAGAGGAAGGCAACUCUAAUUUUAUAUAUGAUCAAGGGAGCUGCACAUUUACGGAUGAACUAUUUAGAAACUUAUCGAACUUGAGGUUUCUUCACGGGAAUUAGUCAUACUCGAUUUGCCAGGAAGCCCGAUUUCAGAUGUCUGGUAGGGAUGGCAUUCAAUGAUGAUGGCAGAAAAGUUGAAAGUUCUCAACCUCACAAGUUGCCAUUCCUUAAAAAGGACUCCUUACCUCUCGUCUUUUAAAAGAUUGGAGAUUUUGAUCCUCAGAGAUUGUAGCAACUUAGAGCAAAUUGAUAAUUGUAUUGGAGACAUGGAUAAUCUCGUUUCCCUGGACUUGAGUGGAUGUUCUGGUCUUAAGGAGCUCCCGCUUCAAAUGGCUAAACUAGAACAAUUGAAGGAACUUCUUCUAGAUGAAAUAGCAAUGCAAGAAAUACCUUCCUUCAUCGGUUAUCUAAAGAAGCUAGAGACACUUAGUGCCAGGGACUGCAAAUCAUUGAUUGGAUUUCCGGACUCAAUAGGCAAUUUGGUGAAUUUGUCGACCCUUGUCUUAUCAGGUUGUGUUGAGCUUGCAACACUUCCACACAGCAUUGGGUCCCUUGAGAAUUUGCGGUGCUUGUCAUUGGGAAGCUGCCAACAAUUGAGAGAGAUUCCUAGCUGGAUUGGCAAUUUGAAAUUGUUGACUCAACUGGACUUGAGUGGAUGUUCACUUAUUCAACAACUACCGCCUCAAAUUGGUGAACUAAAACAACUGGAGGAACUUCUUCUAGAUGAAACUACGAUACAAGAAAUUCCUUCCUUCAUUAGUUCUCUAGAGAAGCUAGAGAUGCGGAGUGCCAAUAAUCGCAAAUUAACUCUUUAAGCUGUUUAGUGAAUUUAUCGACCCUUAUCUUAUCAAGUUGUGUUGAGUUUCCAGAUUUCUUGGCAGCAUCGGGUUUCUUGUGAAUUGCUUAUCAUUGGGAUGCUGUGAUGGGUUGAGAGAGAUCCCCACUCAAUUGGGAAGUUGGAAUUGUUGACUCGGCUAGACUUAUCACGGACAAGGAUCAUGGAAUUGCUUGAAGGGAGUUCUAGAUAUCUGUAACAAUAGCAUAGAAAAGCUACCAUAUGGUAUUGGAAGGUUGAAAGAGCUCUAAGAGUUAUAUGCAUGAUAAUGCUCGAAUUUGGGAGGGGAAUACCAAGCAUCCGUAAUCUUUCUUCUUUUAAGUUGAGUGCAUUUUGAUUUAAUGCCCAAUAAUCUAGAAUUUGUGUGGAUUUUUAUUCAAAUGAGUAGUUUGUGAUUUAGGUUGUUUUCAUGAUGGAGCAGAAGCUGCAGUAUCA